AUGCCUGUCAUCGGAUACGUCUCGCGAACCGAGCACUUUUCCGCCGCACACCGGCUCAACAGCCCACGAUUCGGAAAAUGCAACCACGCGAACGGGCACGGACACAACUAUGUGGUGGAGACGGUGCUGCGCGGGCCCAUUGACCCGAUCACCGGUAUGAUAGUGAACAUCACAGACCUGAAGCAGUGGCUCAAGACCGCGGUGCUCGACCACGUUGACCACAAGAACCUGGAUAUGGACGUCAAGUUCUUUAAGACCCGGCCCAGCACAACCGAGAACCUGGCAGUGUUCAUCUGGAUGCGCCUGGCCAUGGCCAUGCCGGACCGGUCGCUAUUGCACAAGGUUGUGGUGGCCGAGACCCCAAAGAACAAGUCAGAGUUUUGCGGCGAGGGCCUGACGCAGCAGGACUUUGACCAGUGUGUUGUGUGAAGAGGCUGCUAUAUCUCCCUGCAUGAUUUUGCAUAUACGAACCCCUUCUUUUCCAUCAUCAGCAUAUAGAUCUUUUUUUUUUUAACAGAACAGGCUUGGUUUACAUUGCAUGGUGGUGGUGU
Messenger RNA from Linderina pennispora, 551 nucleotides. RefSeq names its product 6-pyruvoyl tetrahydrobiopterin synthase-like protein. Lineage: Eukaryota; Fungi; Kickxellomycota; Kickxellomycetes; Kickxellales; Kickxellaceae. The transcript has 2 exons. The record is from RefSeq and is a predicted model, not a curated record. Gene Ontology annotation, cellular component: mitochondrion. Gene Ontology annotation, molecular function: 6-pyruvoyltetrahydropterin synthase activity. Gene Ontology annotation, biological process: tetrahydrobiopterin biosynthetic process. The coding region runs from base 1 to 429 and encodes 142 amino acids.